AUGUGGAUUCAUAAUGGGGAGGGAAGAAGCAUGUCCCGUCUGUCUCUAACACGGUCCCCAGUUUCUCCUUUGGCUGCUCAAGGAAUUCCUCUCCCAGCUCAGCUCACCAAGUCGAACGCUCCCGUGCACAUCGAUGUAGGAGGACACAUGUACACCAGCAGCCUGGCUACCUUGACAAAGUACCCAGACUCCAGAAUAAGUCGUCUGUUUAACGGCACAGAGCCUAUUGUCUUGGACAGUUUAAAACAACAUUAUUUCAUUGAUCGAGAUGGUGAAAUUUUCAGAUAUAUAUUAAGCUUCCUAAGGACAUCUAAGCUACUGCUCCCAGAUGACUUUAAGGACUUUAAUCUUUUAUAUGAAGAAGCAAAGUAUUACCAGCUGCAGCCAAUGAUUAAGGAACUUGAGCGAUGGAAACAAGAGAAAGAACAAAGGAAACAUUUCCAGCCUUGUGACUGCUUGGUUGUAAGAGUGACUCCAGAUCUGGGGGAAAGAAUUGCAUUGAGUGGGGAGAAAGCUCUAAUAGAAGAGAUCUUCCCAGAGACCGGGGACGUCAUGUGCAACUCUGUAAACGCAGGCUGGAACCAGGACCCUACCCACGUUAUUAGGUUUCCUUUGAACGGAUACUGCCGGUUGAAUUCAGUGCAGGUGCUCGAAAGAUUAUUUCAGAAGGGAUUUAACGUGGCAGCUUCAUGCGGUGGUGGGGUGGAUUCCUCUCAGUUCAGUGAAUACGUGCUGUGUCGCGAAGACAGACGACCACAACCUACCCCAACAAUCAGAAUAAAACAGGAGCCCCUGGACUAGACCCUACCUGUACUCCUUUGUAACCGUAGAAGUGUUCAAUAGUCCCUUAUGUGAAACACUAAGGAUUUGCGAAACAGUAUUAGCAAACGGAUCUUGACUUUAUGUUGCCAAUUAGUGGUAUUCUGAAACUACCUGUCACAUAGCCAGCCAUGAAAUGCAUUUGAAAAACCAGUUGUCCGUUUUUCACGAUGAAAUUCCUGAGCAUGCUCAGCGUACCAGCCCUGCUGGGAACAUACUUUGGGCUGAACAGCCGUGGUGGUGAAAAAGGCAAAGCUUCAUAAACCCCGACCCUAGACUGGACUUCUGUGGAAAGACCAAUUAAAGCAAUUUGAAUAGAUGAGCAGGCGAAACGGUUGCGACAGCCUUUCCAGCGAUACCCCGGUGCUGUGACGCGUGGAAGUGGGCACCUCCGAGAGGAAGACAGUACACUAGAAACUGCACUGAGUAUCUGCCCUGACUGCCGCAUCUCCUUCAUAUCAGACGUGCUUUACACCUCCAUACGUUAUGUUACACUUCCGUGAUUGUACUCACUCAUGCUAGCAAAUGGCUUAUUUUUAUACAACAUUUCCAACUGAAAUAUCUCUCUGUGGACAGAAUCCAGAAUCAGAAAAGGACCGAUUUAUAGUCAACUGGUGC
Messenger RNA from Tauraco erythrolophus (red-crested turaco), 1437 nucleotides. RefSeq names its product potassium channel tetramerization domain containing 15 (gene KCTD15). Gene Ontology annotation, molecular function: protein binding. The record is from RefSeq and is a predicted model, not a curated record. Lineage: Eukaryota; Metazoa; Chordata; Aves; Musophagiformes; Musophagidae. Gene Ontology annotation, biological process: protein homooligomerization.